AUGCGUUUCCUCUACGCUGCUGUCGCUGCCCUUUGCGCCGUUGUGGUGUCGGCUCAAGAGAACAAUGCCAUCAGCAUUCCUGCGGGUCAAAGCACCUUGGAUGUGACAGCCGGUAGCCCUCUGACCAUUGAAUGGACCAACCCUUCAAGUGGCACCGUCACCAUUAAGUUGCAGCAAGAACCCAUCACCCCUGAAAGUGGCAUCACGUUGGCCAGUGGAAUCCUUGCCUCGACCGGAACUGCGACCGUUCAGAUCCCUCCUGCCGACGAAGUCAACUCUUUCCAAUACACAAUUGAGAUCAUUGACGACACCGACCCAAGCAACAUCAACUUCUCUCCCAACUUCGGUAUCCAAGGCGCCACCGGAACUCAAACUGGAUCUUCCUCAACCGCAUCUUCUACCGGCACCGCUAGCACGGGAUCCAUCACCAGUACUGCCACCAACUCGACCAUCACCGGGUCAACCGAGUCGACGACUGCCACCACCACGACGGAUUCUUCAAGCACCAGCGGCACCAGCAGCGAGAGCUCAGCGACCACCGCCAGCUCUGAGACGACUUCGGAGUCGAGCUCGUCAACUACCUCCGCCGCUGCCGCAACUGAGACCACUUCUGCUCCAGAUUCCAACGAAAACAUGGCCAGUAGUUUGAAAGUCCAGGGAAGCUUCCUUGCCAUGGCUGUCGGUCUCAUUGCAGUUUUGUAA
Messenger RNA from Rhinocladiella mackenziei CBS 650.93, 702 nucleotides. RefSeq lists its product as uncharacterized. The transcript is spliced from 2 exons. The record is from RefSeq and is a predicted model, not a curated record. The coding region runs from base 1 to 702 and encodes 233 amino acids. NCBI's taxonomy places the organism in Eukaryota, Fungi, Ascomycota, Eurotiomycetes, Chaetothyriales, Herpotrichiellaceae.